UUUUUCUCGAGCGAAUGUGUUUGCGCUGUUUUUUGGUACUUUCACGAGCGAAUAUGUUUACGCUGUUUUAUGUUAUUUUUCUCGAGCGAAUGUGUUUACGCUGUUUAUGGUACUUUCACGGGCGAAUAUGUUUACGCUGUUUUAUGUUAUUUUUUCUCGAGCGAAUGUGUUUGCGCUGUUUUUUGGUACUUUCACGAGCGAAUAUGUUUACGCUGUUUUAUGUUAUUUUUUCUCGAGCGAAUGUGUUUGCGCUGUUUUUUUUUUUUGAUACUUUCACGAGCGAAUAUGUUUACGCUGUUUUAUGUUAUUUUUUCUCAAGCGAAUGUGUUUGCGCUGUCUAUGGUACUUUCACGAGCUAAUGUGUUUUCGCUGUGUUUACGCUGUUUAUGGUACCUUCACGAGCGAAUAUGUCUUCGCUGUUUAUGUUAUUUUUCUCGAGCGAAUGUGUUUACGCUGUUUAUGGUACUUUCACGAGCGAAUAUGUUU
Molecule: messenger RNA, 486 nt
Organism: Porites evermanni
Lineage: Eukaryota; Metazoa; Cnidaria; Anthozoa; Scleractinia; Poritidae
Source: the annotation of a GenBank genome assembly